CCCCCCCCGGCCAGGUUAUGUGCGUGCGGUAAACAGGAAGGCAUAUGCACAAUCCAUCACGCGCCUCCCUUUACAGGCGCGCCGUAGCUACCGUGUGGCGGCGGUUAUUGUUGUAGCUCCUCCCCUCAUGGGAGGUGGGGGUGGCCCUGUCCGGCGGACUCGCGUCGGCUACGGUGCCGCCCCUUUACCCUCCCCCUCGCUCCCCUCAGUAACUUGGCUCCCUUUUAGCGGGCGAGCCUCGCGCUGGAGAGUGCACUGGUGCUGAAGCUGCAGCGCGGGGAGUACGGAGUGUGAGGGGUGAAGCAGGCUCGUAAGGGGGAGGUGCCCCGCCGGCUGGUCCGGCCGGCCAGUGGGUCGGGAGGCGGCGGCGGCGGCGGCGGACGAUGCUCCGGCUGGUGUCGCUGAAGUUGGGGCGGCUUUACCGCUACGUGAAGCUGGCGGUGCUGGGUGUCCUGGCGGCGGCGCUGGCCCUCAACUCGCCUUCGCUGCUGGCCUCGCUGCAGCGCAACGAGCUGGCCGAGCGGCGCUUCCUGCAACUGAACAAGUGCCCGGCCUGCUGGGGCACCAGCUGGUGCCGCAAGUUCCUCAACGGGCAGCUGCGCCUGGAGAGCUGGGGCCGCCUGCGCCUCCUCGACUUCCUCAACGUCAAGAACGUUUACUUCGCGCGCUACGGGGAGCCCCGCGAGGGCAGCCGCCGCGUCGUCCUCAAGCGCCUGGGCUCUGCGCGUGAGCUCGCCGACAUCGACGCCAAGAUCUGCCGGCGCGCCACCGGCAGGGGACGCUGCGACUUGCUCCAGGCCAUGCACGCCACCGAGUUCGCCAGCAUCAACGGCGACGUCCGGCUGCUCACCCCCGACGUCGUGGAGGGCUGGUCGGACCUGGUGCACUGCCCCUCGCAGCGCCUCCUCGACCGCCUCGUCCGCCGCUACGCCGAGACGAAGGACUCGGGCAGCUUCCUCCUCCGCAACCUCAAGGACUCGGAGCGUAUGCAGCUCCUCAUCACGCUCGCCUUCAACCCGGAGCCCCUCGUGCUUCAGAGUUUUCCCUCUGAUGAGGGCUGGCCCUUUGCAAAGUAUUUGGGAGCAUGUGGAAGAAUGGUGGCUGUAAACUACGUGGGAGAAGAACUCUGGAGUUACUUCAGUGCUCCAUGGGAAAAGCGAGUGGACCUGGCAUGGCAGUUAAUGGAAAUAGCCGAGCAGCUGACAAAUAAUGACUUUGAAUUUGCACUCUACCUCCUUGAUGUCAGCUUUGAUAACUUUGCAGUAGGUUCUAGAGAUGGGAAGGUCAUCAUUGUGGAUGCUGAAAAUGUUUUGGUGGCAGAUAAAAGGUUAAUCAAGCAAAAUAAACCUGAAAACUGGGAUGUUUGGUAUGAAAGCAAGUUUGAUGACUGUGAUAAGGAAGCUUGUCUGUCUUUCUCAAAGGAGAUCUUGUGCACUCGUGUCACUGUGGACCAUAACUACUAUGCUGUUUGCCAGAACCUUUUAUCAAGACAUGCCACCUGGCGUGGCACUUCUGGAGGUCUUCUUCAUGAUCCUCCAGCUGAAAUUGCCAAAGAUGGUCGACUUGAGGCCUUGCUGGAUGAGUGUGCCAAUCCAAAGAAGCGAUAUGGUAGAUUCCAAGCUGCAAAAGCAUUACGUGAAUACCUUGGACGACUAAGUAAUAAUGUGAGGUAGUUCAUAGUGGGUCGAUGGUCAGAAACCUUUAUGAUGCUGAGACAAAGGCACAUGGACAAAUAAGUUCUGAACACCAGAUGUAAACUUUUAUGGUUCAUGGAGGAUACUCUGUAUAAACAGACACGGUUACGUAUCCCACUGCAACAUGAACUACUUUUGACUCGGUCAGAUGAGAAGACUGACCACUUAAAUGACUCUCAUCAGUAGGACUUCACAUAAAUCUGCAAAAGUUCCACAAUUUUGUGAGACUGAUGACCUAACUUGGAAAGUCAAGCUAUAUUGGCCUGUUAUAAAGGCUUUUAUGUCUGAUGUCAUUGUCUUUUUGCCCUCCCAUGCAUACAAUUUACUAAAGUGGCAUAUACGUACAUACUGGUCUCUCUCAUUGUUCCUGAAACCGGGGUCUAGGUUUUAACACAGUGCACUACAGGAUUCCUAUGCUUAUUUUAACCUUGAGUUCUUUCCACUGUUUCUUACUGUUUCUAUGCCUUAUUAAGAUGCUUAUAAAAGCAGUCUUAAAUACUGUGUGAACAUAACCAUUAUGUUUGAAUUCGUAGUAAUUCUACUGCAGGUAAUGUUUCACAAGAUGGUUAAAUGUAAAAUUCCAUCUUUAUUCCAUUAGGUAAGAGUAAUUAUUCAGCAGGGAAUCAUAUGUGAACUAACUUUUGACACAUAUAGUUGGAGGUUUGGAGUAAAGCGGUACAACUAAUUAACAUGAAGACAGUAUAGUAAAUCAUAAGCCAAAGAAAAUGGUUGUGUAUCAGUCUAGUCACCUAAUUCUGUACUGUAGUGACACUAACCCAUUGACUUGGAUUUGGUGGGUUUGUAGUUAUUCUUUAGAAGAAACUUUGCUACUAGUCAAAAGCUUAGGAAACUACAUGUGAAUGAGGAAAUGCCUAGCAGGCUAGCGUUUGUUCUGCAUUAUUCACAGUUCAUUAAAUCGCAAAUUCAGCAAAUGUUUACAGAACUUUCAAACAUAGGGUUGGCUAUUUAAUAUUACUCUUCCAUGUUUACUGUAGGGGCCUUGCAUUACAUUAAGUCUUUCAGUUGCAGUUCAGUCUUGUAACGUACCUGAAAUGGAUCCCACAAAUCAGAAGUUGAAUGAGAAAUUAGGUCACUUCAAAAAAUGAAUUGCUUUAAAAAGCCUGUUUUCUUUUCUUUACACAUUGUAGCAAUUAAAGUUUUUAUUGAUUGGAGUGAUGAAAUUCAAAGGCUCCUGCUUAUAGCAAGUGAUGAUGACCAGGUACAACUUUUAUAUUUACUACACAGAUUUACAUACCGCUUUAAUGUAAGAAUUCCAAAGUGGUAAACAACAAAGACAUACAAUAUAAAAAAAAACACUACAAAAAUGAAGUAUAAAAUUAAUUCACGUUGCUCAGUGGUGCAUACAGAUGGGGGUCACACUUCAGAAAAAGCCAGUGUGAACAAAAAAGUCUGAAACAAGAAUCUAAAAUAUAGCAUUGUUGACACUGCCAGAUAUGAACAGGACUUGAGUUCUGCAAGGCAAGUGCUGCAACACUGAGCAUCCUUGGUCCUGGUGACCUUGGAGCAGACCUCAGGAGCAAGAGGCACCACUUAGAGUGCCUUUCAUGAUGACCACAGUGUACAAGUUGGAAUAAGGAGGGUUUCCACAUUCUGACGAUGAUCAGACGAAAUUGUGCUGAAAAAAUAUCUGGACAAAUGGAGCAAAGCAGUAGGAAAGGGAGGAAAAAAGCAAUCUGUUUGGAAACUGUAACAUGCAGAUUAUCCCAGAAAAAUUGAUUUUUUAAAAAACAAAAACAAAGUCCUUCAUUCAUUUUUAUUUGGCCUGCAUAGUCCUAACAUACAGCUGCUUAUUGGCAAAUUGUGUUUCUACAAUGCAAAUUGAUUCUGUUGAGUUGUUGGGCAGCUUCCACUUUGAAGAAUUUUUGCUUUCACCUCUGAUACGAUGCCACAAACCCAUAGCACAUUAGGCAUGCUUGGGUUCCACUGAAAUAAUUUAGAUUUCAGAGUAUUGAUAUCCCAGUUACUUCAGAAAGCAUAAUUUUGUUUAUUUUCUCUGACUUCCUUUACACUAGCUUGCCACAAAAGGCCUUGUUUUAUCACAAGAUUAACUUAAUACCCACAUUUUCUGAUGAAUGAGAUGUAUGAUUGCUGUAGGCUUUAAACAACACAAGAAAAACACCACUGCCAGCUUAUUGAGGCAGUUCAACUGCCAAAAUAUUCCUUGUGAGAUUGGGGUUAGAAUUCAUUGUUCCCCCUUGAAAAAUGUGCUAAAAAGCAGGAUUCUAAUGAGAAAAGGAGUGCACAAUUUUCAGUCUACAGGGAAAAACACCUAUGUGGAAAGCAAUAAGUUUUCUUCAAUUUGCACCUAUCAAGUAUUUAUUGUACAAGGACAAUUUAUAUUUUUAGUCAUUGCACAUGAAUAAUGGUGAAAUAUUUUUUGAAUGAGAUGUUUGGGGUUUGUAUGUGCAUAAAAAAUGUCUUUUGUACUGUAAGUUACUGUAUAAUUUGAUUAUCAAAACUGUCUUCACUGCCUUUAUACUAAGGUUGUUUUUACAAAUUCUCUUGACUAUUAAUAAAAAAGUACUUUAAGGAACA
Rhineura floridana is the source of this 4250-nucleotide messenger RNA. Its product is annotated as divergent protein kinase domain 2A. Gene Ontology annotation, biological process: cardiac muscle cell proliferation; regulation of phosphatidylinositol 3-kinase/protein kinase B signal transduction. Gene Ontology annotation, cellular component: COPI vesicle coat. The coding region runs from base 384 to 1673 and encodes 429 amino acids. The record is from RefSeq and is a predicted model, not a curated record. The transcript is spliced from 3 exons. NCBI's taxonomy places the organism in Eukaryota, Metazoa, Chordata, Lepidosauria, Squamata, Rhineuridae.